UUUUUUUUUGAUUUUAAAUUCCCAUAUUGUGUUGUUUCUUUUUGGGAAGCAAAACUCUGUAGUAAAAGGUCUUGAAUUUCUCGUGCGCUGUGGCUCGGAUACGCUCAAGACUCAAGACGAGUCCUGCUUCAACUGACUGAUUCUUCCCGUCCUACGUGCCAUGCCGCGUCGUAGCAGCUACAUGACUGGAGCAAUGUCAUCGGCUGCGCUUGUGCUAGCUCUGCUGGUCUUGCAUGUCGCGGCGCAGACGGCCAGCCCCGUUCCAACAACCACCGCCGUUCCCACACCCGACGGUGGCGACCUCAAAGAAACGUACACCCUGACCUGCCCCGAGCGCUGCUUCUUGUUCAAGGUGUUUGCCACUUCGCAAUCGCAGUAUGCUUUGGAUUGUGACAGCUUUUGUGCGGCUGUGGCGUCUGCCGAUGGCGUUCUGACGGGAUCUGCCGCCAGCCUCGUUUCGGGGGUGGCUGCAACCCUGGAGCAGUACCAGGCAAAUGCUCUCAACGUUUCCAACACUGCGCGUGCCGCCAACACCACCCUGUAUGCAGCCGCCGUCAGCAACGCCACCCUUGGCGUGCUGAUUGACACGAUUGCCAACGCCAGCGCCUCGUACCUCGCGGAAGCCAACCGCUUCAGCGCCUACAUUGCGCUUGCUGGCACGCAGGCCAACUGGAACGCGCUGUUUACCGCUCUGAGCCCCGUUGUGUUUGACUGGGCCACCUUCCAAGCCUACUGGGCGGAUAAUUCGACUCAACUCACACCGCUCAAUUUCAACGACAAGUUGACCGACCUGACAGCUGUGAUUCAACAAACACAAGUAAGCCUGGAUGCAGUCUACGCCGCCCUUGUGCAGGGGAACGCGCCUCGUACGUCCCGCGUUCUGUACGCGCGUUACGUGAGCUUCCAGUACGUGGCCAGCUACACCCUCCGAAACGCCUGGCGCUUUGCCAUCGCCGCACGCGCCAAGUUUAGCACCACCAACGAAACUCGGGCUGCUACGCUGGCCAAUUUCGUCGCUUGGCAGUCGGCUCAGUACGCAUUUACAAUCCAGCAGGCGUCUACGUUCAGCGUCGCCUUGAUUGUGAAUCCCGUCUUUGUGGACACACUUGCUCUUGUGAAUGCCAUCACCGGGCCGCGCGGCGGCAAUGGAGGUCUUGGCAAAGCCACGCUGCUGCUCUCAUGCGAAGACCGCUGCGUGCUCGCGCGCGCGUUUAGUGCCGCGGCCGCCGAUUUUUCACUGGACUGCGUUGCCUUCUGCAACGAAAUUCGCCGCUCUGGCGGCGCGUUGACUGCCGCCUCUUACGCCGUGCUGGAGCGCGCUCGAUCGCAGCUGCGCGAUAUCCAGGGCCAGGUUCUUACCACUUCGACGGUCACGGUGGCGCUGCGUGCGGCGCUUGAGCAAGCGGGCACCACCACCCAGCUGCAGCGGCUCAUGCAGCAGGUGACGGAAAACACGCAGCUGUUUUCUGCCAAUGUGAGCGCGGCCCUCGACUUUGCAAACAUCCAGCCUGUGCGUGUCAUCUGGAACGACCUCUUUGUGCGCCUCGAGCUCGACCCGGUCUCCGUGUUUGAUCAAUGGAACACGUUCAAAGCAGCGUGGUCCAACUUUACCACGUUCGACCUGCUCGAGUAUGUGGAGAACUCUGAACGGUUUAACGAAACCAUCCAAGACAUGCUGCAGCUCAAAGUGCAGAUUGACGCCGCGCUCGUUUCGCAUGUCCAGCUGCAUUCCGAUCGCCUCUUCCUCGUGCGGUACUUGCGAAUGCAUCUUGCCUGGUCCCAGGCUCUGGUGUAUGCGUAUCAGUACGUUGUUGCCGGCCGAGCGGCGUUCGACAAUGCGAACGUUACCAUCCGCGACUACGUCUCAGCCGAGUUCAAGUAUGCUCAGCUGGAUGUCUACAAGCGCUUCAUUCAGUCCAACAAUGUGACGACGUUCGCCCCAAUCGAAGCAAACGUGUUGGAAGGAACCUACUCUGCGUUGGUGAGCUUUUCGGACGUGUUUAAAGACUCUGGCAACGGAGGACACGUAGCGCAUCCAGUCGCACUAUUAGUUGCGCUGCUUUGCGCUCUUGGAAGCGUUGCCUCAGGCUGGCUUUCAACUUAGCUUUUUGUUGCGCCUUUUGUUUUUUUGAAAACAUUGGUCCUUUUUGUUGCGAUAAUACCUGGUAGUUUUGUGUGAGAUUUCUUAUUGUUGUUGAUUUUGUUGUCGUUGUUGUUGUUGUUGUUAUUGUUGUUGUUGUUGCUGUCAUUGUUGACGUGCAAGAUGCACCCUCCUCCUGCAUGGAUUGUUAUUGCUGGACUUGUAAAGUACAAAACAUUCGAAUGACGAGUUGUUCCUGAA
Molecule: messenger RNA, 2341 nt
Organism: Capsaspora owczarzaki ATCC 30864
Lineage: Eukaryota; Filasterea; Ministeriida; Capsasporidae
Exons: 2
Coding region: 161-2104 (647 amino acids)
Source: RefSeq, a predicted model, not a curated record